GAGGGGCAGUAGUGAGGGUCAGGCUCCAUGACGGGAUGUGUUGUUGUUGAGUUGAUGCUCUAACUUUAUCACGAAAUGCCGCUCCAAAUGCAAGGAGGCCUUAUGCAGAACAAUGUAGAGCCAAUGGUAAUUGAUAUGGCAGUGGAGGAAAAUGACAAUACAGAGGAUGAGCCAGUUAUUGUGGAGAGUACGUCAUUGGACCUUGAGACUUACGCCAACUGCUACACAGGCCUUGCAAAGUUACAGCGACUCGUCUUUAUAGCCGACCGAUGCCCCCAGUUACGUGUGGAAGCUCUUCGAAUGGCCAUACAGUAUGUCCAGACAACUUACAAUGUCAACUUAUAUACUCAACUCCACAGGAAGAUGCAAGAAGCAGUCAGUGGAGCCAAUGCAGGAAAUGCAAGCUUACCAGAUAUAGCAGGAGGUCAGGUGGGUGGCGGGGUCGUAGCCACCUUACCUGUCCUCGACAUGCAGUGGGUCGAAUCUCGUGCCAAAAAAGCUGCGUUGAAAUUGGAGAAACUUGAUACUGAUCUAAAGAAUUCUAAGGUUAACAGCAUCAAGGAGUCAAUUCGUCGAGGCCAUGAUGAUUUAGGUGAUCAUUAUUUGGAUUGUGGUGAUCUUUCUAAUGCCCUGAAGUGUUAUUCUCGAGCCCGGGAUUACUGCACCUCCUUCAGACACAUUAUCAAUAUGUGUCUUAAUGUGAUUAAGGUUUCCAUCUACCUAAAUAACUGGUCACAUGUCUUGAGCUACGUAAGCAAAGCUCAAGCAACUCCAGAAGUUUCAGAAUCUAGGCCAAGCAAUAACAAAGACCAAUCGGCUGUAAUCCAGACCAAAUUAACGUGUGCUGCGGGGUUAGCGCAACUAGCCACAAGAAAAUACAAGGCUGCAGCCAAGAGUUUUCUUGGAGCACAGCUGGAUGCCUGUGAUUUCCCUGACCUGCUGUCCACUUCAAAUGUAGCUAUGUAUGGUGGCCUGUGUGCACUGGCAACGUUUUCUCGUCAAGAACUACAGAAACUGGUUAUCUAUAGCAGUUCUUUUAAGCUGUUUUUGGAAGUGGAGCCUCAACUACGUGACAUCAUAUUUAAGUUCUACGAGUCUAAAUAUGCCUUCUGCCUCAAACUCUUAGAUGAAUUAAAGGAUGUUCUGAUGUUGGACAUGUACCUGGCACCCCACCUUAACACACUCUACACCCGUAUUAGGAAUCGUGCGCUUAUCCAGUACUUCAGCCCAUACAUGAGUGCAGACUUGGAGAAGAUGGCCACAGCCUUCAACACUACUAUUUCUGCAUUAGAAGAUGAAUUAAUGGCUCUAAUUCUCGAUGGUCAAAUCCAGGCUCGGAUAGACUCUCAUAAUAAGAUCUUGUAUGCCAAGGCAGUAGAAGAAAGGAGUAUGACCUUUGAGCGAUCACUAGAGAUGGGUCGUGAACACAUCAUGAGGGUAAAGGGACUAAUCCUCCGGUCAGCACUUAUCAAGAACCAGAUUCACGUCAAGAGUCCGCCACGGGAGGGUGGAGGAGGGGGCGGGCAAGGGAGUGGAGAUGUCACUAUGGCAGCUACCAACAGUUCAGCAUCUGCUCCCAGGAACUAAAAUAUGCAUACCAGUGCCCAGGGCUGUGUUGAGACUAGACUUGGGCAUAGUUUCAAUCUUGUUGUUUGGUCCACCACGUGUGCCACAAGAGAGAUGAGACUCAGUAAGACUUGCUCAUUCGAGUUCUACAUCAACAGUGCUCUACUGUACAUCAGUCAUUUCUUGUUUAAUGUGGCAAAAGAUACAUGUUUGUGAGAGUUUUCACUGGUGACAAUUAUGCAGGGGUUCUAUGACACUCCUGCCUUUAUUUUAAGCACUACUCAACGUAACAUCAAAGUGUGCUUAGCUCUUUUUUAAGUGGAGAUCACAGACUCAAGAACACUAGCAGAUGAACCUCAGGAGGUCUGUGGACUAUGUAUAUCUAUGCUAUUUACUUGGUGUUCGUUAUACCAUAUUGUAUAGUAAAACACAACAGAGAAAAAACUCAAGUGCUCACAUAAACUACAGUGCAUCCUUAAAGUGAAUAGCCAAAGCAUAAAAUCAAGAUUUAAGCUGCAGCAGUUGUGACGUGCCACUUUUUAGAGAAUUUCUGUUCUUAGUUGAGCAGCCUUUUUUUGCAUAUGAAUUAAUUAUCAAUUCACUGGAAGACAAGACCUCUGAAUUCCAAGAACGGGUCAUGAUUUUGUCCAUUAUGAGCUUCCAUAAGUGAGGAUUAUAAUUGAUGGUUUUCUCUUGGUUUUUUUGUUUUUGUUUUUUUUCAUCUAUAAAAGUUAGUGGUGACAACACAUUUUAGGUUUUGCUGUUUUUUAUUGUCACCCAGUGUGUACGUCACAUUUGCUGCUACUGCAACAUUAUAAUUGGUUAUUCAUGUGUUCUCCUGUAGCUUGUGUUUAUAGCUAUCCCAUUACCUGUUGCCUAUUUAUUGCGUUUGAAAACAAGUUUUUGGUAUUUACCUGUCCUCAUGCACAGACCAAGCCACUAGUCUAGACUUUUAAGUCAAAGUUUUGUUUAUUAAAUUGACAGAGUUCAGCAGGAGAUACAGGGUUGUCAUAUUCUGUAACUUUUGUGAUGCAGCAAGUACAUAUAUUUGCUAGAAAGAAAUGCAGUGUUCCUAAGAAUUUUGCAACUGCCUUGGAAGUUAACUGGCCAGUUAUCUUAUAGGGUUUUACUCUUCUGUGUAAGGCGUUGAGAUUUUUUAAUAAUCACAGUGUUUGCACAGGAGAGCAUGCAUAGUGUAAUUCCCCAACAACUUGCUGAUGAUUCACUGUCACGCACCCUGUAGCCAGGAUGUCCAAGUCUUUUUGAAGUCUGCGGAUACCUGGUCUUAAAAAAAAAAUCAUGGAUAAAUUUGUUUUGAGAAAUUCAUUUAAGCCAAAUAACCUUACUGAUUCACCGUCAUGCACCCUGUAGCCAGGUUGCCCAAGUCUUUUCAGAAUCUAAGGUUAUAUGGUCUAAAAAAUGCAAACAAAAAACUUGGAGAAAUUUGUUUAAGCCAAAUAAUCUUUGCUCUUGUAUCAGCACUGCUUGAGGCUUGCCACCAGUGUAAUUGUUGAGAACUCUAACAAUUGUUAAUCAUCCUAGGGGUCCAGUCACAAGCUGAGAAGUGGUCGUAACAGAGAAAUGGAAAACUUCUCCACCCAUCAUAUUUAUCAUGCAAACCUUUCAACUGUGGGCUGCAGUGUUGACAAGAGUGGCUGGGAAAAAAGGUGAUUUUCUAUUGAGAAUAGUAAAAUAAUAACACUAU
Homarus americanus (American lobster) is the source of this 3271-nucleotide messenger RNA. RefSeq names its product COP9 signalosome complex subunit 1-like (gene CSN1b). Gene Ontology annotation, cellular component: COP9 signalosome. The coding region runs from base 76 to 1587 and encodes 503 amino acids. The transcript has 12 exons. NCBI's taxonomy places the organism in Eukaryota, Metazoa, Arthropoda, Malacostraca, Decapoda, Nephropidae. The record is from RefSeq and is a predicted model, not a curated record.